This is a messenger RNA of Mytilus trossulus (common blue mussel), 642 nucleotides long. RefSeq names its product zinc finger protein 227-like. Bases 1 to 642 code for a protein of 213 amino acids. Gene Ontology annotation, cellular component: nucleus. The record is from RefSeq and is a predicted model, not a curated record. The transcript has 2 exons. Gene Ontology annotation, molecular function: RNA polymerase II transcription regulatory region sequence-specific DNA binding; DNA-binding transcription factor activity, RNA polymerase II-specific. Gene Ontology annotation, biological process: regulation of transcription by RNA polymerase II. NCBI's taxonomy places the organism in Eukaryota, Metazoa, Mollusca, Bivalvia, Mytilida, Mytilidae.
AUGGCAGCAAGUAUAUAUCUUAUGGAGGAGGAAACAGUCGAGGGGUCCGAUGACUCAGAAAAAGAAGAACUGCAAUUUCACAGAUGUAACCUAUGUGUUAAUGAAACCAAAAGAAAGUUUGACCUUAAACGUCACAAAAAUAGAGUUCAUGAAAAUCCAAAACAGGACAGUGCUCCCGAUGACAGUAAACCUUAUAUCUACCUUUGUCAUGUUUGUGGCCUUAUGUUCCAGUCAAGAUCUGGUCUAUCAAUACACAUUAAAGAUAAACACACACUGGUAUUCAGAUACAAAUGUAGUACUUGUGGUGAUGGGUUUAACCGGCUCUGGGACUUCAGAGGACACCUCAAUAAACACAAUAACAUCAGAACAGAGAAGUGUCCCCUGUGUAGUAAACAAUUCACGUACAAGAAUUCGCUGAACGUACACAUUAAGGCUCACCACUCAAAAGAAAAGGAAGUUCCAUCGUACCUGUGUAGCACUUGUGGUAGUGGAUACAAGUCCUUGGACGCUUUGAGGGAACAUAGGAAAGUGGUUCAUGAAGGUCGCCUUUUGUCCUGCAUUUGUGGUAAACAAUUCAAAUGGCGAUCAAGUCAAAAGUAUCAUUUAUCUGUUUGUAAACUUGUACAGAACAACACACAAUAA